AUGGUUGCACUGGCCGAAUACAGAACUACAGGGAGUACGUCUAUGGAUCCAGCCAUCACAGAGCUAAUCCUGUUACCUGAAAGCCCAAGCAUUCAAGCUGACGAGGACAAUAGCGGCAUGUUGGCAUCAGACGCGACAGCGAGCGCUUGCAGUUCCAGCUUCAGCACACCCGUCACCGCGCUAUAUCCUUCCAACGCCUACCCCGCCCUCAUCAGCGAUCCAGCUGGAGAAGAGCCAAGAGAGAUAAGCGAGGGAGUUCAGUUGAUGGCCCCCAUGAUAGUCUACUGGCAAGAGACCGACCUGUCAAAAUUUGAUCCUGGAUAUGCGGCAACACUAGCCAAGAGACUCGACAUCGACUUUACGCCAACAGCCACCUCCGAAACGGCGCCUCCGUCAGACCGCAGCCAAUCCACUUCAUCUACUUCUCCGGCGGACGAUGGUGGCGAAAAUUCAUCCAAACCGGAUCUCAGUAUCGCCGCAAAGGCAGGCAUAGGCGUGGGCACCGCUGUCGCCGCUAUCCUGAUGGUUGUCGCCGGACUUAUACUGUACAGGAGAUACGUUCGCAAGAAGGCGAGGCUUGACCGUAAAGCUGCUUUACAGAACGAACAACCUGAACUCGUGCAGACACGCGCUGCAUAA
Alternaria metachromatica is the source of this 639-nucleotide messenger RNA. RefSeq lists its product as uncharacterized. The record is from RefSeq and is a predicted model, not a curated record. Bases 1 to 639 code for a protein of 212 amino acids. The transcript has 2 exons. Lineage: Eukaryota; Fungi; Ascomycota; Dothideomycetes; Pleosporales; Pleosporaceae.